AUGAAAGUUAGCAGGCAGAAUGUUUGGGAAGAAUCCCUUAUCAAGCUAGGAAGAGCAAAAGAGGAUGUAUGCAAACCUAUAAAGGUUCAAUUCAUCGGAGAACCAGCUGUAGAUCAAAGUGGGCCAUUACGGGAAUAUUUUGGGCUGGUAAAUUCUGCUGCUCAAGAAAGGUUGAUGUCACAAUCUGUUUUUAAACACAAUAUCUCAGCCUUACAACAAAGGGAGUAUUAUGCAUUUGGACAGCUUACUGCCCUUGGCCUAUUACAAGGAUCUCCAGGCCCUAGAUAUUUCUCUAGGAUUGUAGUUGAUUACAUUUUGACAGGAAAUAUUGAAGACCUGAUGCCAUCUAUUGCUGAAAUCCCAAAUCAUGACAUAAAGACCAGUCUUAUUGAAUUGGAGGAACUCUCAAAUCAGUCAACUGCUGAUGAAUUCAGAGAAAAAGCAAGCUUUGAAAGUGGAUUCCGAUUUGAAUCAGGCUACACAAAGCCAUUUGUGACGAUGUCUGAUAAAGAUGAGUUUCUCAGAUGCAUUGCACUUCACUACAUGUGCUUGUGCCAUUGA
Molecule: messenger RNA, 561 nt
Organism: Paramuricea clavata
Lineage: Eukaryota; Metazoa; Cnidaria; Anthozoa; Malacalcyonacea; Plexauridae
Source: the annotation of a GenBank genome assembly